This is a messenger RNA of Pectinophora gossypiella (pink bollworm), 2114 nucleotides long. RefSeq names its product paxillin (gene Pax). The transcript has 9 exons. Bases 16 to 1833 code for a protein of 605 amino acids. Lineage: Eukaryota; Metazoa; Arthropoda; Insecta; Lepidoptera; Gelechiidae. The record is from RefSeq and is a predicted model, not a curated record.
CACCCUGGUAGAGGGAUGGCGUCCGUGCGCACGCGCUCCGCAUCCCCUAAGUCGGUCUCGUUCUCCCCUGUGCUCGAGCGCAAGUACAGCGCGGACCGCGGCCCGGCCCAGCCUCCCGAGCUGAAGUCCACGGACUGGAGGAAAUACUUUACCGAUUUCAGUGCUUACCUCGAUGCCUUGCUCGCUGAUCUUCAGAACUCUAUCAACCCUGGCGCCAGGGUCGGUAGCCCAGGAAGAACUAGUUCUCCCGGUGGUAGAACUAGUUCCCCAGGGAGAACUGGAUCUCCCCUCGGCAGAGGCACCUCCCCUGGUCGCCUGAGCUCCCCGGGAGGGAGCCUCAGUUCUCCGACGUCCACUGGCUACGGCUCCAUCAAUGGAUCGAGGAAUAUCAGUUCAGAUUAUAAUAAACCUGGAUCGCCAACAUACCAAAACACAAGCUCGUUAAAUGAGAAGAUAAUCCCAGUCAAAUACUCGAGCAGCACCGCCGGCUAUGGUGGCCACACGCCCAAUUACAACACGGGACAGCCCGGCUACGGGCGGACGACAGGUGGACGAGGAAACCUCUCCGAGUUGGACACCCUACUCGACGACCUCAGCAACGCAAGAUAUGGCAACUAUGCCGACAAGUCUUUCAAUGAUCGAACUGAUGGGUACGCGCGCACCAACGGCGCCACGAGCCCAGCUUCCUCGCGCCCGACUGUGGACUCCUUGCUCGACCAGCUCAGCACCGACGUACCCAAUGGCCGCGCAUCAGUAUCGCCAGUACCACCAUCAUCAGGCGGCACUUUACCACGGCCGGGUACUAAGCACGUGACGGUGACAGUCCAGGAGACGGUGGUGGAGCCGGCGCAGGCGCAGCCUCCCGCCACCACCGCCGUCGCACGCCACCAUCAUCACGCCUCCAACGCCACGAAGGAGCUCGAUGAUCUGAUGGCCACGCUUUCUGACUUUAAGGUUAGCGGCACAGGAGGUGAGGGUGGAACACACGUGUACCGGGAGAAGCGCGCGUGGCAGGAGCACUACCGCAGCAGCCCGCGGCAACCGGAAUCCGCCUCUCUCGAGCAUAUGCUCGGAUCUCUCCGAGCAGACAUGAGCCGCCAAGGAGUACAGACCCCCCAGAAGGGUUGCUGCAAUGCCUGCGAGAAGCCCAUCGUUGGACAGGUGAUCACCGCGUUGGGCAGGACGUGGCACCCGGAGCACUUCACGUGCGCACACUGCAACCAGGAGCUGGGCACGAGGAACUUCUUCGAGCGAGAUGGCCGGCCGUACUGCGAGCCUGACUACCACAACCUGUUCUCGCCACGUUGUGCUUAUUGCAACGGCCCCAUUCUCGAUAAAUGCGUGACAGCGCUCGAGAAAACCUGGCAUACAGAGCACUUCUUCUGCGCUCAAUGCGGCCAGCAGUUCGGCGAAGAUGGCUUCCACGAGCGGGAUGGCAAGCCGUACUGCCGCAACGACUACUUCGACAUGUUCGCGCCAAAGUGCGGGGGCUGCAACAAACCCAUCAUGGAGAAUUACAUCUCCGCGCUCAACACCCAGUGGCAUCCCGACUGCUUCGUCUGCAAGGAAUGCCGCGAGCCAUUCCACGGCGGGUCGUUCUUCGAGCACGAGGGCCAGCCGUACUGUGAGACCCACUACCACGGCAAGCGAGGCUCCCUCUGCGCCGGCUGCCACAAACCCAUCGCCGGCCGGUGUAUCACAGCCAUGUUCCGCAAGUUCCACCCGGAGCACUUCGUCUGCGCCUUCUGCCUCCGACAACUCAACAAAGGCACCUUCAAGGAACAAAACGACAAGCCCUAUUGCCACACUUGCUUCGACAAACUCUUCGGUUAGGCGGCCAUUACACGCUUACAGUCAGCCAAUUGUAUCAGUCAUGCUCAUGCAUCGAACGAAUCAGUGUCUGAUGGAGUUUCAGCAUCUUUUUAGAUGGAAUAAUUUUCGUCAAUCAUAGUCUUGACUGUGGCAAAACUGACAGCAAAACCUUCCGAGUGAACUUUUUUAGAAGAAGUUCAUUAUUAUGUAACUAGAUGGCGCUGAUCAAAUUUGUGAUUCGUAAAGUGAGCGAUAGAUAGCGCUAUUAAGGAUAACUAAAUUGACCAUAAUGCAAUACAAUA